Molecule: messenger RNA, 1668 nt
Organism: Scedosporium apiospermum
Lineage: Eukaryota; Fungi; Ascomycota; Sordariomycetes; Microascales; Microascaceae
Exons: 5
Coding region: 1-1668 (555 amino acids)
Source: RefSeq, a predicted model, not a curated record
AUGGACGAGCCGGUACCAACACAAGUUGGAGGAGAAACCAUGGACGUGGACACUGUCAGCCGCAUCUUGAAGGAUUAUGGUAUCGAUAUUGGUCGAUCUGAGCUGAAAGCUGCCUUCAACUACCAGGAUGGUGACACCUCCUUCUCCGAAUGGGCAGCCGUUCACCUCGGUCAUGAAACUCUCCUCACACCAGACGAACUCGCUCUAUAUUCGGCCUUGACAAAGUCUGGGUUUGUCGACCGCUUUAACGCCGCCUCCAAGGACUCGAGCACGGUUGGCCUGCCGUAUCGAGACGAGUCGGAGGUUCGCCAGGCAAUCGAUGAAUUGAAUCGCUCGACGGCUGCGAUAUCGAAGCAAACCGAAACGCUACGACAGCAGCAGGAGGCCUUGGCGAGAUUUGCCAAAUCGAGGAUCAAGGACGAGGUUGCGAGGUCUGACUUUGAUGCUGUGCGUAUGCACAAGCUUGCCUUGGAGAUUCGAAAUGCCAAGGUCCACGUUGAGGAACUAUCGAGGUCCCUUGAAAUCAAGAUCUCCGAGCUCGAGGAGCAGGAUCAUACGAAGAAUCAAGAUUUCGAGCAGAAUAUCUCCGCCUUGCUGGAGUCAGACGACAAGCUACUCCGGAGUCUGGAGAAGCUGAGCAAUGAGUUCACCCUGACGGACGAUCGCAAUGACGACGCCGUUGAUAAACUCCAGGAAACGUGCAUGAAACUAAUAAAGUGCACGGUCGAAAUGAUGCGCUGUAAGCUAGAUCGGACGUAUCUCGAGGCACUGUCAAAUGCUUCUGGCAGUCAAGAUGACGCCGGCUCCGCAUCAAGGGAAGACGUCAAAGCUCUCCAAGAGGAACUCGAUUCCCUCUACUCGGAGAUCCUCCCUGUUGUCCAAAUGUCUGUCGAAAAUCAGUACAUGCGUCCCGCAAUGCGAAAUAUUACAGCCAAGACUACCCAGGCUCUCGACCAUGCGUCGAUCGCUGUAGACUACAUCCAAGGUUGCCUCGAUUACCUGCUAGACCACACAAACGCCCUCUUAUCCCGCGUCGAGACCUACCGAUCCCACCAGGCAGCCACUGCAAUAGUCAUAAGCACAGCAAAAGCAGAACUAAGCAACCCCGUCCCCAAACCCCGCAAGCGCAACGAAGAAAACCGCUCCCCCACCCGCCGCCGCCGUCGCAAAUCCUCCAACCACGGCUCCCCAGUACGCACGCGCUCGCGCUCCAACACAGGCGGUCUAGUCCUCCGCCGCCGGCGCUCCUCCACCACCAUCACGGACGAGCAGCCCAUCGAGACCCUCAUGCACAUGCUCUCCGUCUCGCUACCCGACCAUGCUGGUGCCCGAGAGCAGGUAGCCGCGCUGUCGAACGUGCUCGCUGAGAGGAGCGCCAAGGCGGAUGACGUUGCGGCGAGCGCGCAGCAGGGGUUCGAGGAGGGUGCGGCGAUGCAUCUUGCGGAUGCGAAGAGGGCUGUUACGCUGCUGAGGGAUUGUGUACUUGCUGAUAGUCCGUUCGGGAAGGUGAGGCUUGUGGAUGAGGAGAUUGAGGCGUCGAUUGGGGUGUUGGAGGAGGAGAUUGAGAAGUUGAGGAGGCAGGUGGAUGGGGUGGAUCCUAAGAAUGUGAAGGUGAGGAGUGAGAAGAGGGAGGAGCUGUUGAGGCGAUGGGGCUCUAGCCGACGAUAA